Molecule: messenger RNA, 1227 nt
Organism: Hevea brasiliensis (rubber tree)
Lineage: Eukaryota; Viridiplantae; Streptophyta; Magnoliopsida; Malpighiales; Euphorbiaceae
Exons: 5
Coding region: 131-907 (258 amino acids)
Source: RefSeq, a predicted model, not a curated record
CCUCUUGUAUACCCGAAUGUAGGUAAUAAUCUCCCGUUGGUUGGUACUUGGAGGAGGGCCCAAAGCCCUAUCUUUCUACCCGUCUUUUCCUUCUGGCAGUGGCGGAGAGAUUGGAGAUUUCAACACCAAAAUGUGUACUGCUUUGAAAUUGCGCCUCGCUAAUCCCAAAUUCACCUCCUACUCCUCUCUCGGAUCUGUCCCCCGUCGCUGCCUCUACCAUCUCCGCCUUCCAAUUCGACUCCACCCAUGCCUGGCCGUUCACUCGCACUAUGAUUCUGCCGGGCCACCACAAGAAUCAGAACCCUCCUCAAUUUCAUCACAAUAUAUUGCGUCCGUCGGAAUUUCACCGUUUCCUCAUUCUACGCUUCAGCUCUCUCAGUGGAAUUUUACCCAACGCCACAUACUCAUUCUCAAUGUCAUUGCUUGCGCGGUGGCAGUCUCAGCAACUUGGCUUUUUUUCUCCGCAAUUCCAACUCUUCUUGCUUUCAAGAGAGCAGCGGAAUCCCUUGAGAAGCUGAUGGAUGCCACAAGGGAAGAGCUUCCUGAUACAAUGGCUGCCAUUCGUUUAUCUGGCAUGGAGAUUAGUGACCUAACGAUGGAGCUAAGUGAUCUUGGACAAGAGAUAACUCAAGGCGUUAGAAGCUCCACUAGAGCUGUUCGCUUAGCUGAGGAGAGACUUCGCAGUUUGACAAACAUGGCGCCACCAGCUUCAUUGCAGAGGGUAACCAGUCCGAAAACUGAGACAGGAGGGCCAGCCUUGGCUAGGAGUGCAAGGGGCAUGAGGGAAAGCAUCGUAAAAGGUCGAUCAAUCUUGCAAAUGUUUUUCACCAUCGUUCAUUUUUCCAGGAUGGCCUUCAACUAUUUUGCAAAACGAGCUAAGCAGAAGAGCCAAAGCCCAAAUGCAUGACUCUUCUGGUGAGAAUUUCAAAUUUGCUUUCUGUACAUAUCCAUUUUUGCAUCUAACUUUUGAUAUUCCAGUUGGGUUGCUGAUGAAUUUUACUAUUUUGGGGUGUGAGGCAAUGAGACAAUAUGGGCCUGCUAGGUGAAGGAGAAAUUGAUAGAAUAGGCUUCUUGGUUUCCUCUUAUGUUGUGUUUGCAUGUGAUUCACAUUAGCUUUGUCUUAGAUGUACCCACAGAACUUGGUCACCGAGAGAAAUUUUCCUUCAGGUGUUUCUCGUCUGUGAAAUAACAUUUCAGUUGAAUGAAAGCUAUACAGAUGGUUUUGAA